AGCCAAGAACGCCAAACCGCAGGGCGCCGCGGUAGUGUUUCUCUUUUUAAGUCUGGUCGGUGGGCUGCUGUGGCCCAUGACCCUCACAUGGCACCUUUACUACUUCCUCCUUUUGAGCCACCAUGUGAUGGCUGAUGUCAUGACAGCACUGGCAGGAGACGAUGAAUGCUUGGCCAAUGGAUGCUCCACUGAUCUUUUGCAGGUCAACCGAAGUUCAGGCAAGCACGACACCCUACCCACGUCUGGUGCUCCAAAUGCCACUGCUCCGUCAAGCAGCUUUGGCAAUGCAAGCCACAUGGGCAAUGCAAGCCAUGCAUCCAAUAUGACUGACGGUGACCUGACGUUGAAAUCCGGUUGGGUUGGCUGCUGGUACUACGGCUGUCGUGGGAGCUACCAUCCAGAGUUCUACUGCCAAUGCAAUUCGGGCUGUGUCAGGUAUGGGAAUUGCUGUGGAGACUUCAGCCGCAAGUGUUGGUGGAUGGCACGUCCCAAGCCGCGCCCACGACCAAAGCCCAGACCGAAGCCCAGACCACGACCACAGCCACAGCCACAACCAUCUCCGCCACCCACACCAUCAUGGUCUCCUUCUCCACCCUCUGGCGGCUUGGUGACGGUGUAUCAUCAAACCAGCCCACAAGCCUGCCAGGCUAUUCUCAAAUCCAGCUUCCGUCCUGGUUCGGAUGGGCUUUGUGGCGGAGCCAUCUACUUUGCAAUGUCUCCCGAGGCGACGAAGACCAAGGCGAUCCAAAGUGGCUGCGUCAUUGAGGCGAAAGUCGAUGUUGGCCGGGUGAAGUACGAAGGCCCUAGGUGUGGGCACAAAUGGAACAAGGGUGAGCUGAAGUCGGAGGGAUAUGAUUCCAUUGAAUUUGACCCUGGUGACGGAAAAGAAGUGGUGAUUUUCGAUAGCUGGAGGGUCAAGAGCAUGAAGGAGAUUAGAUACAAUCCGGCAUGGAAGCCAGAAUAUCGAGUCCGAUAGCAUAGCCGGCGACUUUCUGGCGGAAGCAACCAAAUCCUGAAAGCCGAGGUUUAGUCUAGGCCAGGGUGAAUCCUCAAAGACCCUGAAAGCCUACAACCAUGAAGGACGACUCUUUUGAAUAUAGACUUGAGAUCUUCCCUCACAAAAGAGCCACGCUUCCAAAGUGUUUUGUGCACCUGACAAUGCAAUGAACC
Durusdinium trenchii is the source of this 1170-nucleotide messenger RNA. NCBI's taxonomy places the organism in Eukaryota, Dinophyceae, Suessiales, Symbiodiniaceae. The record is from the annotation of a GenBank genome assembly.